AUGGUAGACAUGCUUGGUGAUAAUAAAAAUAUUUUAUAUCAAGUAUUGGCUGCCUAUCGACGUUGCUAUAAAGUAUGGUAUACGAUCGUACCUAUUAUUCUUGGUAUAUUCUCGUUGCUUAGUCUUGGUUUGCUCAUUUUUUUAAUUCUAAGACUGACUAGUAUUAAGCCAAGUUCGACAAUAGCAUGCAUUAUUGGCAUAGUUGUAACUGGUAUUUCUUUUUUUACUUCAACAAUAAGUACUAUUCGUUUGCUGAAUAGACAUGAAUAUUAUUAUCGUCAGUUGAAUUUAAUUUUUGAUCAAACAACAGGACCAAUUGUAUGGCGACUCGAUGGAAACGAAUGGAUUACAUAUUUAGAAUAUGUUUUCGGACCUAAUCGUUCAUCUCAAUUUGCCGAAAUAUUUUCAUCAUGGUUUUGUCGUCGUAAAAAAUUUGCUCGACUUGUUACUCGAGGUUAUGGUUAUAUAAUUUUUAUUGAAAAUGCUAUUAUUAUAGAUGAAUUGUUUAUCUAUGAUUUAAAUCACAUAUUAAUCAACGGUAGCCAACUUAUUACUUUUGCAAAUCAACAACUUGUACUUCGUAUUUAUUUUUUACCAAAUAUUGUUUUUAAGAGUAGAAACAAUAUCCAUAAUGAUAUUGAUACUAUGUGUCGACAAGUUGAUCUCUUUGUACCAAAAGUAUUGCGAGAACCAGAAGAACGAUUAGAGCAAAUGACCGAAAUAAUAAAUACACAAUCGAACAAUAACCAAAAUGCUAUUUAUAAUUUUAUCAAAAUUCGUGAUUUAUUUCGAUCGUCCAUCAAAUAA
Molecule: messenger RNA, 807 nt
Organism: Rotaria sordida
Lineage: Eukaryota; Metazoa; Rotifera; Eurotatoria; Philodinida; Philodinidae
Source: the annotation of a GenBank genome assembly